AUGAGUCUUCAUAACAUCCUUCCUGGUGAUGGUGCUGUUAGUAACAGUAUUAUUUACGGCGGUAAUUUUUUCAUGGGAGGCAAUAUUGUUUUUGGAGACGGUAAUUCCCAUGUUGAAAAUGAAGAAUAUGAUGAUUAUGGUAUUAAAGAACGUUCAAAAAAUUUAGAUGAUGAUGAAAUUAUGGAUUUAUCCAAUGAGCAUAAUGAAACUCAAAAAUUUUCAGAAUUGGAUGAAGAUAUGUUACUUUCUGAAAAAGUUUCUUGGGAAUUGGAUUUUUGGUAUAAAGAGGAUUCGCCGUAUAGUUUCGAUGAUCCAGAAGACGGAAAGUUAAGCGCCCAAGAAA
Messenger RNA from Dentiscutata heterogama, 343 nucleotides. The record is from the annotation of a GenBank genome assembly. Lineage: Eukaryota; Fungi; Glomeromycota; Glomeromycetes; Diversisporales; Gigasporaceae.